This is a messenger RNA of Haliotis rubra (blacklip abalone), 3973 nucleotides long. RefSeq lists its product as uncharacterized. The record is from RefSeq and is a predicted model, not a curated record. The transcript has 7 exons. Lineage: Eukaryota; Metazoa; Mollusca; Gastropoda; Lepetellida; Haliotidae. Bases 122 to 2227 code for a protein of 701 amino acids.
UCUGACGCAGCUCGAGCGAGUGGACUAUCAAAGUUCUGUACAUAUCACCUACUAUACGUACGGAUCCACUGGAUGCUUACUAGAACUGCGUACUUUCAGUUACACUGUUGAACACUGAAAGAUGGGAGUUACACAACAGAUAUCCUCACACGAAAUGAGCAGAGUGAUGAAGAGUGCUGUAAAGGGGGUAUUGUGCACAGUAAUUUACAAUAUGGAUCCACAAGUCAUGCUCCCAAUGAUUUGCGAGACUGGAAUUCUUACUGUGGAUGGUAAUGAUCCGUACUAUGGAAAAUUAAAUAAUAUGAUUCGACAUGGGAGAGAGGAUAAUUCGGUCAUAAACCACACCCUGCUUGACUAUCUGUUCACUCGACACAAGUGGUGGAUUGUUUUCAUCACUGUCUGUCAACAGUGUGGAUACCAUGGAGUCAUCGAGGCAAUUGAAGGAAAGUUGACAACAACUGAGAAAUCUGAAUUACACCGGCAAAUACAACGCAGUACAAGACAGCCCAGUAUUGAGGGAAGAGCAGAGAGACACAGCCUGUCACAUUCACACAGACCACCAGGUGUCCGGCAACAUUCCUGUGAGCUAAGCCUCGUUCCUCCAACCAUGGCCACGCCACCAAGUCAAAGAACAGAUCCUGCACAGGGAAACAUACCCAGCAACACUGGUCGAUCUCCUGGACCGUUGAACGAACUCCCUCCGCCACACAUGCAAACUCAUAUUCGUUCAUCGCAGAGCAGUCGCGACAGAAAGCCUGAAGGACCACAGGGCUUGUCACUUUCCGACAGCAGACGACAAUUUGAGAAACGUUCGUCUGAUUCAAACGUAUUGGAUGAAACAUUAGCAAAGGCCUCGACCCGAACAACAGAUCCUACACCGGGUAACAUACAGUUGAAAGGUGGUCAAAUGGACGUAGAGUACCAGAACACAGAGAUGAACAGUAACAUUGGACGAUCUCCUGGAGGCCUGAUUGAUGACGAGAAGAAAAUCAAUAUCACAAAGGAAUAUAUCCAUUUUGCUCCAAAGACCGAAGGAACAGAUACAAACAACCUGUCUGAAAAUGCACCCUACAAUUCUAAAGAGGUCAAAACAAAUGUGGGAACAGUCAGUAACAUCGGUUUGAAUAUUCCAGUUCCGGAUAAAAAUGCAGUAGGUUCGAAUUUGACAGGUGACGAAUCAAACAUGGUCAAAGUCAGAAAUAUCUUGUCACUUGAGAAUCCCAAGAUCCAAAACCAGAGAGAAGAUGACAUGGAUACUAGUGUCGUCACCGAUGAUGUAACAAACAAAUGGAUAUACCCCAAUAUUCGCUAUGACAACGGUGAAGGAAGAGAUGAUGACAAUGGGAAGCAGGACUCUCCUGCUAUGGAUGGAUCCGACACAGUACCUUAUGUUAGUAGCUUAAUCAUUCAGACACAGCUUGGCCAGCAAAGAAAGCGUCAUGGUACAGCAUUUGAUCAAGAACAGGUCAUUGUUGAAUAUGAGAGCAGAGAAAAAGAAAGCUUGGAAGCUGAUCCGCCAGAGAAGGAACACCGACAUGAUGUUGAAGGUCGAUAUCAUAAUUCCGAGGAAACGUAUCGUAAAGAGAGUCAAAGUGUGAACAGCCAACAUACAAAUACACGAUGUGACCACCAGCCCAAGGUGAUGAAUACCGAGAGACCCAACCCAGAAUUCUCCGCAUCAGCUGAAACACGGGCAGACAGUGAUGUCCCCUGUGUAUCCGGCCCUGACCACGUGUCUGAAAACGCUUACCUGGUUGGUAAUAUUCCCAAUUUUGGAUUGCUGGGUGAUGCCGCCUUCGAAACGACAAUACAAGGUGGUGAUAUCUCAGCUGAUUGGAUUGAAGAGGAAACUUCACAGAAUGCCGUUUCUGACAGUCCGGGAGAUGACGCAUUGCCCACCGUUGAUAAUGGUUCGAAUCCGACAAACCCAACCAAAGUGAUGUCUGAGAAGAGAAGGUCCUCUGCCAACACCGACAAAGUAACUUCAAAUGCACUGCAACAGGCUUGCUCGCCUCUACGUGAAACUUCCGGUGGGAGUGUAUACCUUUCUCCAUACUACAGUCCCCGAUCUAGCUAUCCGCAAGCAGCAGACUAUACUCACAUUCCACCUCCAGCCCACAUUUUGUCACUGUCUGACACAUCUGAACCUUCCCCUAUCCAUGAGAAAUUAGCUAAGAGGGCACUUAAACAAAAGACCGAAGGAGCAAGUACAGUGAAACCCCGUUAAUCCACAGCCUGCUAUUUUGCAAACAUUUUCAUCAGUUUAAUGAUGGGGCCCCUGAAGGUCCGGGUUACAAUUGAUCUUCAGUAACCCAUGCUUGUCGAAACUGGCGACUAACGGGAUCGAGUGUUCAGUCUCGCUGACUUGGCUGACGUAUGUCAUCGUAUACAAAUUACGUAGAUGCUCAUGCCGUUGAUCACUGGAUUGUCUGAUUUGACUCGAUUAUUUACAGACCACCGCCAUAUAGCUUGAAUAUUGCUGAGUGUGGCGUAAAACCAAACUCACUCACUGUUUAAUAAUGGACGUUCACAUGUAUAUAUCUGCAUGGGGUCAGAACAGAGAUUCCGGUGGCAGUAUGUCGUCGGCAACCUAUACUAGUGAUAUUACAUCGUCUGGAUUACAUUGUAUGGGUUAACGACGUGAUCAUUACAUGUCAUUGUACCCUCGAUAGUGUGGGACGUUGCACACUAUAUCAAUCAGUUGACUGUGUGGUCCAGAUACGAUCAUUAUCACCGGCAUAUACCUGGAAUAUUGCCCAGUUUGGGUUAACCCAACAAAGCCCCUACAAUCCUGAGACUUUGUGGGAUACAUAGCAUGUAUGCAGAUUGGACACGAAACACGGCGUCAGAAUAUGGAGCUUUCUUAUGACUGUUGUGUCCAUACAACACGGAGGCAAAAUAUAAAUAAUCACACUGACGAACCUUGUGUCCAUAAUCACACUGACGAACCUUGUGUACAUAAUCACACAGACGAACCUUGUGUUAAAUAAGACAUUGACGAACCUUGUGUGCAUAAUCACACUGACGAACCUUGUGUACAUAAUCACACUGACGAACCUUGUGUACAUAAUCACACUGACGAACCUUGUGUACAUAAUCACACUGACGAACCUUGUAUUAAAUAAGACACUGACAAACCUUGUGUGAACCAUCACACUGACGAACCUUGUGUGCAUAAUCACACUGACGAACCUUGUGUACAUAAUCACACUGACGAACCUUGUGUACAUAAUCACACUGACGAACCUUGUGUACAUAAUCACACUGACGAACCUUGUGUACAUAAUCACACUGACGAACCUUGUGUACAUAAUCACACUGACGAACCUUGUGUACAUAAUCACACUGACGAACCUUGUAUUAAAUAAGACACUGACAAACCUUGUGUGAACCAUCACACUGACGAACCUUGUGUACAUAAUCACACUGACGAACCUUGUGUACAUAAUCACACUGACGAACCUUGUGUACAUAAUCACACUGACGAACCUUGUAUUAAAUAAGACACUGACAAACCUUGUGUGAACCAUCACACUGACGAACCUUGUGUACAUAAUCACACUGACGAACCUUGUGUACAUAAUCACACAGACGAACCUUGUGUUAAAUAGGACACUGACGAACCUUGUGUGCAUAAUCACACUGACGAACCUUGUAUUCAGCAUCAGUUGGUGGAUUAAGGCAUUAACAAGGUGUUAGGAGCAAUUUCUAUCUUAUUGACCUUUCCCCUGAUUUUGUUGAUAUAGCAUUUUAAUGAACUACGUAACUGGCUUGCUCACGAACACAAACGUGUAGAUAGCUAAAUAAUCAGCUUUAUCCUUCAAAUAAGUGUAUAAAACAUGAGCAUUCUGUUAUAAAUGACACUGGGUUGCUUCGGAUACUGUAACUUUAGACAGUGGAAGGAAAACAGUAAAUACAAGCAUUCCAUCCUGAACUAUUAGGGGUUUAAGUAAUAAAGUCGUUUUGACAUGAA